UCAGCAAGUUAAAAAUGGAAAUCUUCAAAAGAGUUGAAUUUCAGUUACACAAGGAUUCCAUUUUAUUAAAACAGUAUAAUGGUUCCGUAAUCAAAAAUAUAAAAGAGAUGAAAUCAUCGAGGAAAAUUUUGAUGAAAGAGGACGAUUUUAGAGAAAAUAUUGGAAUUUCCCUGGAAAACGAGGAUUUCUUUGACGCUCUGGAAUCGAAGAACAUAAUACUGCGAGUGUUUACCAUAAACAAGGAGCCCGUUAUCUGCUCUGACCCCCGGGCUUUAGCCCAGAUACUGGUAUCCACGCACGUGCUGGACCAGACUAAGCUCUAUCAGAUUGACCCCCGGAAGUUCUGGGGAACAGACGUUACUGACCGCCCAGACCCCGGGCUUCUGGUGAGGGCUUUAGAAGACGUAGCCAGGCAGGGCAUUCUACGAGAGAACCUUUUCCCUGUACUCUGGCAAAAUAUAACUGACAAUGAAGACGAGAUCAGACGCUGGAUAGAGCUCCUGGGACAAAUCGGAGUCAUCUCUCGAUGCAACGCUCUCAGGACAAAAGAUUCCAAACUAGUCCUUAACACCUUCCCCAAGCUACAAAGCGACAGGGCGUACUAUGUCACGCAGGCGGAUCUUAUCCCGAACAAAAGUCCGACGAUAAGCUGGACGCCAUCACCUGUUACAGACGACAUAGAAGUCAGUGUCCUGCUGACCUCUCCCUGUGACUUUCCCUCGGGGUUUAAACAUUUACUGAUUGGCGGUUGUAGAAAUAUUGACGAGGACGAGGCUCUGUACUCAUGGAUUUGGAGUGAUGGGGUCUUGAUGCAGUUUCCCAAGGUCACGACCUGUCUCCGCUUCACGGAAAACAAAUUGUACGUCAGCGGAAGAACAAACGUACUGGAGCACCAGUCCAGACCUGAAGCUCUCAGCGCCACCUGGUGCGUGUUAUCCUAUCCACUAACGGCGGUAGAAAAUAUAAGACGCAACUGGGGGAAUCUGGAAUUGGACAGAAGUAUCAGAGUGACAGAUAGCUCCAGUCCCAGCCCGCCCCCCGGGACCGAACCACGGGGUCAGGGUGUGUAUUUACAAAUCCAUGACGUCUUCAUUAGCCCUUCUGAAAACAGACAGCUGUAUUUUCCUGUGAAAGACCUUCCCUCCAACUGCGAUUAUUUGGGAUUUCUACAACAUCUGACCACUCGGUACAAAGAGUUCAAAUCUAGAACUGUCCUAGAAUCCAGUAAAAUUCAAAACGGGAAAACUGUGCUGAAAUCGGACUGGAAAAGAAAAUGCCGUACAAAGGGGAGGCGAAUUACGUGGAUUUUGAGGGCACCAGCACAGAGUAAGAAAAUGUCGUCUGCGGAGAAUAUUUCGGGGAUGAAAAAGAAUCCCAACAACCAGUGGCGGACAUCACAGGUUACAUUUAAGGAGCAGAAUGAUACGUCGGCGUUUAUGGAACUCGUGAACGGAUUUGUGGAGGAGAUUCUGAGGAAAGGGAUGGCUAAAUACAGGGAAGACAUGUCAACUCAAAACGAGGCCAGAGGAAAGGAGGUCAAGUGGUCGAUUACAGCAGUGACGUCAAUCCACGCCACGAAUAUGGAGACUUCCGGUGUAAAUAGUCACGUGGGAAAGAAGAGAAAUUCCUCCGCCGACAAGAGUUGUGUGCCUUCAA
Messenger RNA from Saccostrea cuccullata (small rock oyster), 1656 nucleotides. RefSeq lists its product as uncharacterized. The annotation marks the transcript as partial. The record is from RefSeq and is a predicted model, not a curated record. The transcript has 9 exons. NCBI's taxonomy places the organism in Eukaryota, Metazoa, Mollusca, Bivalvia, Ostreida, Ostreidae.